Molecule: messenger RNA, 1277 nt
Organism: Olea europaea var. sylvestris
Lineage: Eukaryota; Viridiplantae; Streptophyta; Magnoliopsida; Lamiales; Oleaceae
Product: maf-like protein DDB_G0281937
Exons: 10
Coding region: 253-951 (232 amino acids)
Molecular function (GO): nucleoside triphosphate diphosphatase activity
Source: RefSeq, a predicted model, not a curated record
UAUCCAACAUGGUGUUGAAAAUGGACCUAAGGCAGCCAAGGUGCCUGCCACACAUGAACCCACCGACACCUCGACCGAUACCGAGGUGCCGUGUGUCCCACUAGCAUUAUUCAUAAUUUUACUAGCUGAGACAAACAUGUAAUUUUUACUCUCGCCUCUUUGCUGAUUCUAAUCCCCCUAACACACUACGAGAAGCUCAAUUUAGGCAUUAGGGUAUUUAGCUAACUCGUUUAACGAUUUCUCCAUAGAAAGAUGGAUUCAGAAGAUUCUAAUCAAUUCAAGAUAAUCUUGGGUUCGUCUUCUAUUGCCCGUAAAAUGAUUUUAUCUGAAAUGGGUUAUGAGUUCACCACCAUGUCGGCGGAUAUUGAUGAGAAAGCCAUUCGAAAAGAAAAGCCCGAAGAUUCGGUUAUGGCUCUUGCAGAGGCGAAGGCAGAUGCCAUUGCAUCAAAACUUCAAAAUAUUGAAAAUCAAGAGAAUGAUGGCAAACCUACGGUUUUAGUUGCAGCUGACACAGCUGAAGCUAUCAUUCCAAAGCUUCGUGUUGGUGAAUACAAAGAAGAUGCUGAGCCUACAGUUCUAAUUACUUGUGAUCAAGUGGUGGUCUAUGAAGGUAUGAUCAGGGAAAAACCUUCCAACAAAGAGGAAGCACGUCAAUUCAUCAAAGGUUACUCUGGUGGGCAUGCAGCAACCGUGAGUUCUGUUGUUGUUAGGAACCUCAAGACAGGAUUCAGAAGAGGAGAAUGGGACAAAGUGGAGAUUCAAUUCCAUGACAUACCUGAGCACAUCAUAGAUAACUUGAUUGAAGAGGGCAAUGUGCUCUAUGUAGCUGGAGCACUGAUAAUUGAACAUCCUUUGGUGUUACCAUACGUCAAAGCAGUGGUGGGUACGACAGAUAGUGUAAUGGGACUUCCAAAAGCUCUUACAGAAAGACUGAUAAAGGAGGUUCUAUAAAUUGCUCCUGUUUUAGACCCUGUACUGUUCUUGUUUAUGGUGUUCUCUACCAUGAAGCAGACCACUACAUUGUAUUCCUUUCGAGCCCCUUAUACAUUGAAUACAUUCUUUUGAAUUAUUUUUCUCGUGUUGACCAGUGCUAUAGGCUAUAGCAUUAUCAUGAUAGUACAUUUUAAUUGGGCUUGUGAAGGAUAAACGUUGAGACCCCCAUUUCUAUUUCUAGAACGGUCUUUUAAAUUUGGGUGGGCUGACCCCCUAAUAUUUACGUGCAAUUGGCACAAAGAACACUGAAUGGGAAAGUUAAUGGCUGGAGUACUCUUUUUUUA